Messenger RNA from Sclerotinia sclerotiorum 1980 UF-70, 3636 nucleotides. RefSeq lists its product as hypothetical. The record is from RefSeq and is a predicted model, not a curated record. Gene Ontology annotation, molecular function: hydroxymethylglutaryl-CoA reductase (NADPH) activity; protein binding. Gene Ontology annotation, cellular component: endoplasmic reticulum membrane; peroxisomal membrane. NCBI's taxonomy places the organism in Eukaryota, Fungi, Ascomycota, Leotiomycetes, Helotiales, Sclerotiniaceae. The transcript has 2 exons. Gene Ontology annotation, biological process: ergosterol biosynthetic process; isoprenoid biosynthetic process; coenzyme A metabolic process. Bases 1 to 3636 code for a protein of 1211 amino acids.
AUGAUCGGAAAUUCAUUUCUGCCCUCGCGGUUCAGAGGAACCUCCUCUGCCACCGACACCAAUGCAUCCCCUAUGUGGCUCAGUAAAAAGGUCACACCACUUAUCCAGCUUCUCUCUCGACGAGCAUGCCUACACCCAAUCCACACAAUCGUUAUAGUUGCAGUUUUGGCGAGCACAACAUACAUGGGACUUCUGGAAAGUAGUCUUUUUGAUUCGGUCAAAGCCAGUGGUGCCGACAAAGCAACAUGGAGCUCUCUUGUUGCAGGCAAUCGUCAACUGCAGAUCGGUCCCGAGACUGCCUGGAAAUGGCAGGCUUCAGAUGUGGAAACCGUGCCAUCCAACGUGGAUCACUUGGCACUUUUGACAUUCGUCUUCCCAGACUCUGCUGCCGCCAAUUCUUUACAGGCAGCGCCGUUAGCGGACUCUGUGCCGUUACCACAAAAUCUUUCCGUCACCUCCCUUCCAUCAACUUCAAACCCUUUGGCAUCCUUAUCUCAGGACAGUGCUCUAGCUUUUGCCGUGCCCUACAACCAAGCCCCUGAAUUUCUCGCCAAAUCUCAAGAACUACCUAAUUCUGCUGCUACGGUUCCUACCGAUCCCAAUGCCCGUCAAGGACUCGAGGCAGAGCCUAUUCAGGAGAAAAAGAUGUGGAUCAUGAAAGCUGCAAAGGGAGAUGAGACUCGACGAGGAUUGAGGAGAUGGGCGUCAAAUGCUUGGACUGAAUUUUUAGACCUUCUCAAAAACGCCGAGACUCUCGACAUCAUCAUUAUGGUACUCGGGUAUAUAUCUAUGCACCUUACUUUCGUCUCGCUGUUUGUCUCUAUGAGGCGUAUGGGAUCAAAUUUCUGGCUCUUUGCCACAACUCUUUUCUCCUCAGUUUUUGCCUUCCUCUUUGGAUUGAUCGUCACCACCAAAAUGGGAGUUCCAAUGAACAUGGUAUUGCUGUCCGAAGGUCUCCCAUUCCUCGUCGUAACAAUUGGAUUCGAGAAGGCUAUUGUUUUGACAAAGGCUGUUUUAUCUGCAUCUCUUAACACCCAACGACCCCACCACGAAGUAGGAGAGAAAAAGUACGGGGUUUCUCCUACGUCCAUUCAAUAUGCAGUCCAGGUUGCGAUAAGUGAGAAGGGUUUCGAGAUUGUGAGAGAUUAUGCAAUCGAAAUCUGUAUCUUGAUUGCCGGAGCUGCAUCGGGCGUUCAAGGAGGUCUCCAGCAGUUUUGUUUCUUGGCUGCAUGGAUUUUAUUCUUUGACUGUGUCCUUUUGUUCACUUUCUAUACUGCAAUUUUGAGCAUUAAGCUUGAAAUCAACCGAAUCAAACGACAUGUUGCUCUCCGCCAGGCAUUAGAGGAUGAUGGAAUUAACCCACGAGUGGCCGAGAAAGUUGCCCAAAGUGACGAUUGGCCGAAAGCCGACGGUUCCCAGACUAGCGAAGCAAAUAUCUUUGGCCGUAAGGUCAAGGGUAGCAGUAUUCCAAAAUUCAAAGGUUUGAUGGUGUCUGGAUUCAUCAUAAUCAACAUUCUCAACCUCUGUACCAUCCCAUUCCGGGGUGGCAACAGCAGUGUUCAGCUCCCAGGCGCAGCUAUGUUUUCAGGAUCGAGUUUUUCAAGUGUUUUAACACCACCACCAAUGGACCCCUUCAAAGUUGCAUCUAAUGGCUUAGAUUCUAUCGCUGAGAUGGCAAAAGCUCACGACAAGUCAACAAUUGUCAGCGUACUUACACCAAUUAAAUACGAGCUCGAAUAUCCUUCCAUUCACUACGCUGAACCAGCAACCAAACAUCGUAAACAUGCUGCUGAUGAUUUUGACGCUGAAUUUGCUGAAUAUGGAAUGGGUGGCCGAGUUGUGGAUAACCUAUUGAAGAGUUUUGAGGACCCAGUCCUUUCAAAAUGGAUCGUUGUGGCUCUCACAUUGAGUGUUGUGCUCAACGGGUACCUCUUCAAUGCUGCUAAAUGGAGUGUUGGCAAGGAACCACUUCAAAUGCCUCCACACCAUGCUGUCGACCCUAAGGAGCUCGAUCAGGCUGAAAGGUUCAACAACUCUGCUUCUACACCUGUCUUGAGAUUACACAACAUCGACCCGAAUGCCAGCGACAAUAUACCGUUGACGCCAGCUAGAACACCAGCUACUACUGAUGAUGAGGAUGAUGGAUUAGUUAUGGCUCCUAAAUCUCUGAAUAAUGCCCAACCGCAAUUACGCCGAAGUCAACAAGAGCUCGAAAAGAUGCUUGAAGCUAAACGUGCGCCGGAGCUGACCGAUGCAGAACUCAUCGAACUAUCCAUGCAAGGCAAGAUACCUGGUUACUCCUUGGAAAAGACCCUCAAGGAUACUACUCGCGCCGUAAAGAUUAGACGUGCCAUCAUCUCACGAACCCCUGCUACCUCUGAAACUACCAGUCUACUCGAAAAUUCAUUAUUGCCAUAUCAGCACUACAACUACGACCGUGUUUUAGGAGCUUGCUGUGAGAAUGUCAUUGGUUAUCUUCCGUUACCUCUUGGUGUGGCAGGUCCGAUUGUUAUCGAUGGACAAAGUUUCUUCUUACCCAUGGCUACAACAGAAGGUGUUCUUGUUGCAAGUACAAGUCGUGGUUGCAAAGCCAUCAAUUCUGGCGGCGGUGCUGUUACAGUCCUUACUGGUGAUGGUAUGACUCGUGGUCCAUGUAUCGCCUUCGAGACCCUCGAACGCGCCGGUGCUGCUAAGGUUUGGCUUGACUCAGAAGCUGGCCAGCAGACUAUGACAGAUGCAUUCAACUCAACCAGUAGAUUCGCAAGACUUCAGUCCAUUAAAACUGCCUUGGCAGGUACCAAUCUCUACCCUCGUUUCAAAACUACUACUGGAGAUGCUAUGGGAAUGAACAUGAUCUCGAAGGGUGUUGAGCACGCUUUGAAAGUGAUGUCUACCGAAUGCGGCUUUGAUGACAUGGAAAUCAUUUCCGUCUCCGGUAACUUUUGUACCGACAAGAAGGCCGCUGCCGUUAAUUGGAUCGAUGGACGUGGUAAAAGCGUUGUUGCCGAAGCAAUCAUCCCCGGUGACGUCGUUCGUAAGGUUCUUAAAACUGAUGUUGAUGCAUUGGUCGAAUUGAAUAUUGCCAAGAAUCUUGUUGGAAGUGCAAUGGCAGGUGCUAUGGGUGGUUUCAAUGCUCACGCUGCCAAUAUCGUAGCUGCAAUCUUUUUGGCUACCGGUCAAGAUCCAGCACAAGUAGUUGAGAGCAGUAGUUGUAUCACACUCAUGAAGAAUCUUCGCGGUAACUUGCAAAUCAGUGUCUCCAUGCCUUCUAUUGAAGUUGGGACCUUGGGUGGUGGUACUAUCCUUGAGCCUCAGAGCGCCAUGUUAGAUCUUCUUGGUGUAAGAGGUUCUCAUCCAACUAAUCCUGGUGAUAAUGCCCGAAAACUCGCACGUGUGAUUGCUGCAGCUGUUCUUGCUGGUGAGCUCUCCUUGUGUAGUGCCUUGGCGGCGGGUCAUCUUGUGCAGAGUCACAUGGCACAUAACAGAAGUGCUCCAGCAACAAGAGCCAACACCCCAGGACCAGCAAGCGGUGCUCAAACACCAGUGACUGCAGCGAUGACGGCCAUGCGAGAGAGAGCUGGCGUAGCAGCCUUGUCUCCGGCUGCUGUGCUCAGAGCCGCCAGCGGGAAGAGAUAA